Myripristis murdjan (pinecone soldierfish) is the source of this 6511-nucleotide messenger RNA. RefSeq names its product ribosomal protein S6 kinase polypeptide 1 (gene rps6kc1). Gene Ontology annotation, cellular component: early endosome. NCBI's taxonomy places the organism in Eukaryota, Metazoa, Chordata, Actinopteri, Holocentriformes, Holocentridae. Gene Ontology annotation, molecular function: protein kinase activity; ATP binding; phosphatidylinositol binding. Gene Ontology annotation, biological process: protein phosphorylation. The record is from RefSeq and is a predicted model, not a curated record. The coding region runs from base 89 to 3508 and encodes 1139 amino acids. The transcript has 16 exons.
GUUCGCCUUGCCUGCCUGUCACCUGCUGUCACUGAAUGAAUGUGUAGGCUAGCAGGCUAGUGGCUUUGGCAAUGUUGUCACUCUCAGAAUGAUAUCGCAGCGGGAAAGAGGAGAACUUGCUCGGUUUUACACUGUCACGGAACCUAAAAAGCACCAGAAAGGAUAUACUGUGUACAAAGUCACCGCAAGGAUAAUCUCCAGGAAGAACCCAGAGGAUGUGCAAGAGAUAACAGUAUGGAAGCGGUAUAGUGAUUUCCGGAAGCUUCAUCAAAACCUCUGGCAGCUGCACAAAAACCUUUGCAGUCAGUCAGAGCUUUUUCCUCCCUUUGCCAAGGCCAAAGUCUUUGGCCGUUUUGAUGACUCGGUGAUUGAGGAGAGGAGACAAUGCUCUGAAGAUCUGCUGCAAUUUUCUGCUAACAUCCCUGCUCUGUACAGUAGCCAGCACAUCCAAGACUUCUUCAAGGGAGGUGAGGUGCACGACGGCUCAGAGCUCAUUGGACCAGCUGAGCCUUUUUCUGACUUCCUGGCUGACAGCCUGUCGGACUGCAGCUCUGAAGUUCAAAGAGACAUCAGUGGGGCAGAUGAUUUGACUAUCACAUCAGAGUAUGGAGGCCCGUCCAGUGACAGUGACCUGACCUCCCUGGCUGUGGACACAGACUCUUUGGCUGAGCUGGACGAUGGCAUGGCCUCAGGCCGUGCCUCCCCAAACCAGCCACAAGGGGGAGCCACCAACAUUAGCAGCAGCUGCAGCCCACUCCUGCCUUCCCUGCACGAACACUGCAGCCCGUCCCCCACCCCGGCCCCUGGCUCCUCAGCCCCUAACCCCGAGGUCAGCCGGCCCGGUCGAACCACACUCUUCUCCGGCAGUCUAAAGAAAGCCGGCGGUGCCAACCUCAAGGACGUGAAGCCAGAUUACCUGGACAGGGCCAGUGAGCACAUCUGUUUGGCUGUACAGAAGGAGAAAGAGCAGGAUUACCAGUCUGCUUUCUCCUAUUACCGCAGUGGAGUGGACCUGCUGCUGCAGGGGGUGCAGGGUGAGUUUGAAGAAGUCACGGGAGAGCCCAGCCCCACACGGCGAGAGGCAGUGAAGAAGAAGACUGCUGAGUAUCUGAUGCGUGCAGAGCAGAUAUCCAGCCAGCACCUGAGAAGCAGCAUGGGUCAGGGCUCGACACAGACAGUGGCAAUGGGGGCGCAGUGCUGCCCUCCCACCAGCAGAGGGGGCCAGCAGAGUCCAUCUGAUGAGCUGAGAGCCUACAGGGUGCUGGGGGUCAUAGAUAAGGUUCUUCUGGUCAUGGACAAGAGAACACAAGAGACCUUCAUCCUGAAAGGUCUGAGGAAGAGCAGUGAGUGUGGGAGGACCAAGAGGACCAUCAUGCCUAACUCGGUGCCCAACAUGGUGCAGCUGAAGAAGUUCAUCGUCUCAGAGGACACAGUCUUCCUUUUACUGCAGUAUGCUGAGGGUGGGAAGCUGUGGUCUCACAUUGGGAAAUUCCUGCAUAAUUCCAGCCCAGAGGAGAGCUUUGACAUCCCUUUUAUCCAGAAGAGCCACACAGCAGCCAUCCGCUCCCUGCAACAUGCCACAUCCCAGCUGGGUUUGGGAUCAGCCAGCUCUGGGUCUGGGCCUGGUGCUGGGUCUGAUUCUGGCUCUGGGCCACAGAGGGAAUGGGAGAACCUUAUCGUUUGUCCUCAGAAAAGCUGUCUCCCCCCUGGGCUCAAAGAGAGCCUGGGGGCCCGGUCAGACUCUGGAGCCACCUCUGAGGAAGAGUGCACCAAUAGUUACUUGACACUUUGCAAUGAGUAUGAACAAGAAAAAGUAGAACCAGAUGUACUAGAGGAGGAAGAGAAGAGCGGGCAGGAGGCGCUGUCGCUUAAUGUACCUGACACAGCGACGGCAACUUCUUCACGCACCCGCUCUUUGCUUAGUAAUGACAGCCUCUCUUCACCCGUCAGCUCUCAGGAACUUCGCUUCUUCACUGAGUCCUCUGACAAUAACGGCCGUACCCAGGACUGUGAGCGCUACCGUGGUGAGGGACAGGACCACAGCGAAGUCUUUAGUCCUUUACCUUCCCCUGCCGUGCCCCUGUCUUUGGACGAGUCCAAGCACACGCCAAUGGAGUUUUUCCGCAUUGACAGCAAGGACAGCGCCAGUGAGGUUACCUGCCUUGAUUCCGGAGAGCUGCGGCCCUCUCAUAAGCCACUCUCUAUCUUCUCUACUUCUGACCUAGGCUCUGAGGUCACUGAGGACCUGCCAGAGCUGGCGCAUGAGGUCAAGGGUCACAUCUCAGAGCUGUGGGGGCUCGACUGUAGCGAUAAGGGCUCCACUGAGUCCGUGCCAGUCAUUUCAUUUAAAGAAGCGGUGGUAGAGGAUGAAGGCCACCCACCAGACCUGUUGGUCAACCUGCCUGUGAUGAGUGGGACUACAGCUGUUUUACAGGAGGAACUGGAGACCUCGGGGGUGUGUUUGGGCCUGGAGGCCACACCCUCUCCCCAGAAGUUCACCCAGCCGGAUGUUUUACAGCUUCACAGUCAGCCUGAGGAAGAUGAGGAGGAAGAGCCACUGGAGCAGGACCAGCCAUCUUUGUGUACACUCUCUGCAACUUGUGAGAUCAGCCUUGCCUCCUCCUCACCAUGCACCUCACUGUGGGACGACUACAGUCUGGCGUUUGGACAGGAGGCCACUGACAAAGUGGUUGAUCCUGCUCUCCAAAAUAAUGACCUCCUCUUUGGUGAAGUAUCAACACCUCCUCCAUCAAACACAGAUAUUCCUAUUACUGACUCACUAACUGAGAAACUGGAGCCAAGUGUAAACGUAGCCUUGGUUCCAGACCCAACUGACUUUAGUGUAGACUCAGCCACAAAAGCGGCUGAGGCCUGUGCAGUGGUUGAGACUUUAGUAGGCCUUGAUACAGAUUCAUCAAAAGAUAUUAGCAAUACAGGUGGCAAUGAAUAUGAUAAAGAAGUGUCACAGCUGUUUGCAGAGCUGGAUGAGCUGUCAUUGGCUGCAUCCCAAGCUCGUAUCCCCGAGGACUUUGUGCGAUGCUGGGCUGUGGAGAUGGUGAUAGCCCUGGACACUCUGCACCAGGAGGGCAUCAUCUGCCGAGACCUAAACCCCAACAACAUCCUGCUCAACCACCAAGGUCAUGUGCAGCUUACUUACUUCUGCAGCUGGAGUGAAGUGGAAGAAUCCUGUGACAAGGAAGCCAUUGCAAAUAUGUACUGUGCACCAGAGGUGGGAGGGAUUAGUGAGGAGACGGCAGCAUGCGACUGGUGGAGUUUGGGUGCCAUCCUGUUUGAGCUGCUUACAGGCAAGUCUCUGCUCCAGUGCCAUCCAGCAGGUAUCGGCCGCCACACGGCUCUCAACAUCCCUGAAUCUGUAUCAGAGGAGGCCAGGUCUCUACUGGAGCAGCUCCUCCAGUACAACCCAGUGGAGAGACUGGGUGCAGGGGUGGCCGGGGUGGAGGACAUCAAAUCCCACCCGUUCUUCGCCACAGUGGGCUGGCCCAAGUAGACGCCGUGCAUCGUACAACUGUGGGGAGCAAAGUUGCAUGCUGGGAAACGGGACUGUCCCCAAAUGAACUCUCAAAUCGGACACUAACGCCCCUGCACACACAGAUUAUGCAUCGCUGCACACAUCUCCCUCGGCGUUUAGAGCCCUUAAAGUGAUGAUGUACUUUUUUGUGUCAUUUGUCGUGGAAUUUGCCAAAGCAGCAGCAGUAUUACCUUCCUUGCACACCGGCUUCUUUGUUUAUCACUUAGAGGGUUUACUAUUUCAAUUUUUCAGUGCAGGGAAGACUUGACAACAUUUGUGGUGCAAUAAUUUCCACUUGCCUGUAUUGAAUGGCGAUCCACUACAACAUUGUUGCAUUUUCACUGCUCAUACACAGUCCAGUAGCUGUAAGCCAAAACGACAGCUGAGAGUGAUGGCGAUUUCUCAGACAUUUCUCAGUCUCAGUUUAUUUUUGUUCAUUAUCAAAGGGAUGCUUCACCCAUAAUGCACUAUUUUUGUAUCAAGUACACACUGUGUGCUGCCCUCAGUCCCCAACGAAGAAAGCUUUAUUCGCAUUCUUUCAUGGUAAACUCAUAAACCAAAAAUGCCAGCCAUUGCUGAUCCAAAGGAAAAAAGGCAUGUCCAUAAUUUUAUGAUUUUACAGCAGCAAAACACCAUCAAAAGUUGUGUUUAAAAAGCACACACUCGUCAUGCUGUAUAAUCCAAGUCUCUGGUAUCUGCUCGUAUGCUUAAUACUUCCCAAACACACGUAUUCUCACUCAUAUCUGCCUGCAAAGGACACCUACAAAAUCCUUUUUUGUAUGAUCAUAAAGCAUGUGAUGAUGCAUUAUGGGUGAAGUAUCCCUGCUUAAGGCUCACCCUUAAAAGUCACCUCUCUCCAACAGCACAUGUGCAAUAUGCUCUGUCUGGAGCCAUUUGUAACUUGGAUCAUUCCUCACAGGUUGGCUGGUGACUUCGCCAACAAAGCCCCUUGAGAUUAAGUGAAGCGAGAGAGGUUGAAGCUGGGAUCGUGACGCUCUGACCUAAAAACAGAUAGGAGUUCUCACCUUUAUGUUUAUUGUCUCACAACAUUUGAUCAUGCAGUUGUCUUGCCAAUCCCUUUUUUUACUGCUAACCAAUCUUAGUCAUAUUCAGUGACAGCGAUGAAGGGAUGCACUACACGGAGUGAAUGAACAAAAUAUUUGAAGUCAGUGAGUUGAUAUUGUGUGGUUGAAUUAAGAGAAGCUGUUUGAUGGCUUGAGGCCGGGAAUCUUGGGGUUGGUUUCACAGAUGAGGUUUAAGCGCUGUCCUUGGCUUGGCUAGAUCAGGUAACAGCGCAGGACUGAGCUUGGAUCAGAUCUUUGAAACCAGUCCUUUUACAGAUGUUGUUUGAACAGUAGCGGCAUUUUUGUUUUCAUCUGAGGAGACUCCCUGUACUGUACAGCACUGCUAUCCUGUGCAUCUAAGAAGUAUAUAUGAGAUAUGUAAUAUAUUUAACAAGAAACUUACAAAUCAGUCAAGUAAUCAAGUAAUAAAUAAUAGAUGUCUUGUAAGUGGGCCCUUAAAGGACAUUGUGAGUGGAAGUGGAAGCUAUAUGCAGGUCUUAAAGCCUUGAUCAUAUCCAACUUGUCAAUCACUUAACUGCCUCAUCAAUGAAAUGUGUCUGGUAUGUUUUUUUGUUUAUUGCUUGUUUUUUGUUUUGUUUCGUUUUUUGGAGUCACCCAUUAGCUGACAUGACACUCCAGCCACCGUCUAUUUUUAUGUUAUUUAUAAUGAUUGAAUUGUACAGAAAACAUUGCCAGUGUCACUGAUGCCAUAUAUCACCCUCCAUAUAAUCCGGCGAAAGGCUGUUCUUUACAAUGUAUCAGGCUCCUUGAUUCACUGGUGCCAUGUCCAGGGUCCAAAAUUCACUUUUUGGCUCAUCCGCCUAUGAAAAUUUACCAGCCAAAAAUAUUUGUCAGAGGCCACAAAACCGCAUCAUUCAUUAUUUCCAUACUGCUUCAUAUUGGAGCCAGGAUGUUGGGGCUCCUCCUCUCACAAGAAAGCCAACCUCUGUGACUUUCCUCUUCACCUGCACGUUUUCUGUUUGGAGGCUUAAAGACCCCAUGAAAUGAAGAUGUUUCUUGACGUGAUGUGUUUCCCGUUGAAACAGGAUGUUUGGGCGGGACAUCGUGCAGGGAAGGACCAUUCAAGUGGAAACCAACAGGAGAGACCAAACCCUUAGCCAACACGAUGUCAUUGUAGAAGAGAAAGGCAAUUUAAUUUGAAGGGAUAGGCGGAUGAGAGAGGAUGUUUAAAGAUCUGUGAAGAGUUUACUGGUUGAAAUUGCACUUCACAGCCCCUAGUGCAGGAUGACGGUGUCACUAUUAGAUCCUCUGUUUUCCAGGAAGCCAUGGGAGGUCAUUACAUGGGGAUGUAAACACCAGAAAUAUGUCACCACAUCCCUAAUAACAUUUGACACUGAUGUUGUUAUGGCAAAAACAUUGACUGACAUGGUGUAGAAAGCGCUUAACUGUGACGGCAUAUUAGUGACAUUGUAGGGAAAGAAAAAUAAUACAGAGCCAGCUUUGACGUAAUUAGUUGACGUCAUGAUAGGUACGGUGGUCAGUGAGGGUCACAUGAGUCUCUGCUGCACAAACACUGUAAUUCCAAAUUAUUUACUGACCGCCUGGCUGGUUACUCCAAUUUAUUUGGCCACCAGAUCCCAAGAGUAUCUGCCUUUUGUGGGUACAUGUUGUUAAUUUUGGACCCUGCAUGUCAAUAAAUGUCUCUAACCACUGCACAAAUAAUCACUACACUAAACUCCGUGCUAUCUUUUACACUUGGAGGGCUCCGUAGCCCAGUUACUAGUCACACACUCUGUCCUCUGACACACACUUUACACACAAAUCUGACUCAAUUUUAUUUUUAUUUUUGUUUUAUUUUUUAAAAUCUGACUCCUGUUGAAUGCUCAUGUACAAUCUGUGCUCUGUGUCUGGUCUGUCAGUGCACUCUGGAAACAAUAAACACAUACCUGGAUGAUCA